Rhododendron vialii is the source of this 1547-nucleotide messenger RNA. RefSeq names its product proline transporter 2-like. Lineage: Eukaryota; Viridiplantae; Streptophyta; Magnoliopsida; Ericales; Ericaceae. The transcript is spliced from 8 exons. Bases 102 to 1460 code for a protein of 452 amino acids. Gene Ontology annotation, cellular component: plasma membrane. The record is from RefSeq and is a predicted model, not a curated record.
GACAGUGAUUUCAACCACCGUGAUUAUUUAUCCCCAUAAAUUUCUUGGUUAGUGACAAAGCCUAUAGUUUUGUGCUCUCUGAAAAUACCCCCAUAGAAAAAAUGGGUACAGAAAACAAGAACAACAACAACAAUAUAGAAGCUCUAAGUGUUGAAGAAGGUCCAGAAGCAGUACUAAAGGGUGGUCCAACUAAUGACUAUGGCCCAACUUCAGCUCACACCGUUGACCAUGAUUCAUGGGGGCAAGUUGGGCUGAUGCUAGUUACAGCCUUCAACUGUGGAUACAUAUUGAGCUUUUCAAAUCUCAUGUUGGUGCCUCUGGGUUGGAUUUGGGGUAUCAUUUGCUUAUGUGUUGUUGGGCUCUACACUGCUUAUGCUAAUUGGCUCUUGGCCGGAUUCCACUUCAUUGAUGGCCAGAGGUUCAUUAGAUACAGAGAUCUCAUGGGCUUUCUUUACGGAAGACAAAUGUUUUAUCUUACAUGGGUUUUCCAGUUUUUGACCCUUCUUCUUGGGAACAUGGGAUUCAUACUUCUUGGAGGAAGAGCACUCAAGGAAAUCAAUUCAGAGUUGAGUAACUCACCACUAAGGCUGCAAUAUUUUAUCAUGAUCACCGGAGCAACUUAUUUCAUGUUUGCAUUUUUGGUUCCAACAAUGUCAGCAAUGAGAAGGUGGUUAGGAAUCUCUACCGUCCUUACCUUCACUUACAUUCUCAUCCUUCUGGUAGUGCUUGUAAAAGAUGGGAAAACCAACGAAAACGCAGAAUACAAGAUUAGUGGAAGCAAAGUGGACAAGGUGUUGAAUCCCUUUGGUGCAAUUUCAGCCAUUAUUGUUUGCAACUCCUCGGGCUUGCUAUUGGAGAUUCAGUCGACUCUGCGCAGGCCGGCAGUUGAAAACAUGAGAAAAGCCUUGUAUCUACAGUACUCAGUGGGACUCAUGGUAUACUACGGGGUGAGCAUUGUGGGCUACUGGGCUUAUGGUUCGACAGUAUCCGAGUAUCUCCCCAAAGAGCUUAGUGGACCCAAGUGGGUUAAAAUCCUGAUUAAUGCAGCAGUUUUCGUACAAUCUAUUAUCUCCCAACAUAUGUUUAUAGCACCAGUUCAUGAAGCCCUUGACACCAAAUUCCUGAAGCUAGACGAGAGCCUGCAUUCAAGGGAAAACAUCAAACGCCUCUUCUGCGUCCGAGCCUCUCUGUUCACAGGAAACACGUUGGUGACAGCAGCUUUUCCUUUCAUGGGCGACUUUGUGAAUUUGUUUGGCUCUUUCACUCUCAUCCCCCUUACUUUUGUCUUCCCAAGCAUGAUCUUCAUUAAGGUUAAGGGAAAGACAGCCAGAAUAGAGAAGAAGGUGUGGCAUUGGACCAACAUUGUCUUGUUUUCUCUCCUUGCUAUAGCAACUACAAUCUCUGCUGUCCGGUUAAUUGUCAACAAUGUUAGGGUAUACCAUUUCUUUGCACAUACAUAAGAACAACUUGGACUCAUGGGUGUACAUGCAAUUUUCAUUAUCAACAAUAGAGUAAUAAAAAAAUGAAUCCGAAGCAGGGUUUCAAAU